AUGUCUGUCAAGAAGAGUAUCUCUCUCAACGAUGGCGGAGCUGGGAAGGGUGGUGCAUCUACGAAGAAGACUAAGAAGAGUUAUUCUCUAAACAAUGGUGGGAACGGCCGUGAUGUAGUUACAGCAAAGCGCGGGCGGUUUGAUCGAUGUUUUUCUUUCAUGGAGAUUUCAACAGAACAAGGAAAAUCACUCAAGGACAUGGAUUCGGAGAAGUUGAAGUCUGGGAUCAGGAGGUGGGCUAAGGCUGUUGUUGCUUACGCCCGCCAAGUCAGCGGCCGCUUCGGAGGCACUCGUGGCUGA
Molecule: messenger RNA, 300 nt
Organism: Prunus armeniaca (apricot)
Lineage: Eukaryota; Viridiplantae; Streptophyta; Magnoliopsida; Rosales; Rosaceae
Source: the annotation of a GenBank genome assembly